Messenger RNA from Penicillium cinerascens, 3495 nucleotides. RefSeq lists its product as uncharacterized. The transcript is spliced from 2 exons. NCBI's taxonomy places the organism in Eukaryota, Fungi, Ascomycota, Eurotiomycetes, Eurotiales, Aspergillaceae. The record is from RefSeq and is a predicted model, not a curated record. Bases 1 to 3495 code for a protein of 1164 amino acids.
AUGUACGGCUCCAAUCCACAAGACUCCUCGCAACCUGAAUGGAGACAGCCUGUACCUCCACGCCGUCCCGUGGGCCAAGCUGAUGCUGCUCUCCCACCACCGCCGCCUCGUCCUCAAGUCGCCCCAUAUAGUCCUGCGACAUACGGACAAAUCUCAGGCUCCUCGAAUUCAAGUGUGUCGCCGGUGUCGGGAUCCACGACGGACCCAAGGACAUGGGGUGUGCGGUACAAUCAGCAACCGCAACUACACCCGAUCUAUGCCCCGCCGCCCUUACCACCUCGACCGUCCAGCACAAAUGAGCAGCCGUUUGCCUAUACGCAGCCGCAAUCACCAGUGCAACCACCGCCCCUAAACACUAGCGUUUCACCUUCGGCCCCAGUACAUGGUUUCGAAUCUUUCGCCGAUACUCAGCCUCCACCCAGUUCAAGCAUUCCACCCCCAUAUGUGCCACCGGCUGUGCCAGCGCUUGGUGCUGUACCGGCCCCGCCCCCCAAAAUCCCACAAGAAUCACAUCCGACGGCGCAACAAAGCAAUCAACCUACACAGCCACCGCUUCUUGCGCAGGGCGUAGGGCCGGCGGCCACCCAAGGCUCCUAUGGGUUUCCGUCAAACAUUCACUCAGCCCACGCGGGUCCAUCAGCUUUGGGCCCGGGCACACCUUCUGACUGGGAAUAUCUUGGUCCCACUCCGGGCGACUUUGACGAUGCACCCUGGUUUCCAGACAGGAGGCCGACGUCCCAACCUCAGGAGCGGGUUUUUAUUCCGCCGGAGCACACGACUGGAAUGCCAAAUCAGCCUUUGACAAGGACGACUGCGCCUCUGCUGCGCAUGGAUACAGGCCAGCAAUUCUCGAGUAUUCCGUCUCAUCCUGACCAUGUACGACGAAAUGAUUCCAUUUCACCUAUCAGUCCUGCGACAACGCUUGGCACCAACUAUGGGCAGUCGGUCCCUCAUCUGGCCCGUAUGGACAGUGUGAGCUCCGGUGGAUCCUUUGGGGAGCAUGUGGAGAGUAUUGACAAUGUCAUUGAUGCGUGGGUACAACCACUGUCAACUGCACCAAAGCCUGCCCAGCCAGUCGAGUCGACUCAGCCAGGACGUGAAGAUCCUACUUCUCGACCAGCUUCCACUUCCCAGAGCAACCAAGGCACUCCCGUUGGAAUCUCGACCCCUAUUCAAAGCAACCCGUCUACUGUCCCGGAUGCAGGAGUACUCGCAAAUCCGACAGUGCCAACUCCACUCUCUCCACAGGGAGUCACGCCAGCUCCCAAAUAUCCUGAUCCAUAUGAGGAUCUCGAUCCAUGGUCUAAAUCCUCGCUCGCACGCUACGUGGCAAUGUUGCGCAAGGAGGCUGUGGCUGACUCUGAUGAGGAGCGUUUCAAGAUCUUCACGGCUUUCAUGGCCAAGGAAACCAAGCUUAGGGAGAUACUCUAUAAUAUCGAGCUUGACACUCGAGAUAUUCAGGCAGCCCCAAGAGCUUCUGUGCUCUCACCCAAACGGUCACCGUCAAAUUCUGAAAAGCGUAAUUCCACGGUUGAAUCUGGCUUGAUUCCUGUGGAAUCGGAGGAAGUGAUGUCCCCCACCAGCACCACAGAAGAUGGGAAUGAUAUUGAUGAUACGGUCAGCGAGUAUAGUGCUGGAGGGCGACCCAUUCAAGCCAAGUUAGCCCGUCGAAGUUCGCAAUGGCGGCCGAAACUUUUAGCACUUCCCUCUGGAAAAGAUUCAACGAACAGUCUGUCGAACGCCCCCUCAAGGAAGUUCUCCGUGGAUGAGUCUGCGGAGAAGCAGGUCCUGGAACCUCUCAUGACGGAUCCCCCGCGGCCAAUAUACACGCCCUUCCAGUAUAUGGAAGGUCCGCAGCGUGGCUCAGAUAAUUUGACUUUUGCCCGUCCAGCAUACCAGGCCUACUCUGAUCUACGUCAAGCAUCUGCUGGAAGCGGACGAAUCAUGUCGAAUGCUCCGGCAGCCACUCCCGCUUCAAGAUCGGCGACUCUGUCCUCUUUCCCUGCGACCGAUGAGCACGACGAGACCUUCCUCGGUCUCAUUCGUCAUAAGAGCAUAGCUUAUCAGACGGUCAAUCGCCCAAGCACCACACCAGUCCCACCCCUGCCAGAGUCUCUUCGUCAAGGUCGACCCACUAACUUGGUUGAAGAGCUACGGUCAAUGGUCUGGACGCCUCUAGACAAGCAAUCCGAGAGCUCUUGGCAUAUCAGGACUCGAGAGGAUCUUGAAAAGCUCCCGGAUAAUUUCUCUUACAUCCAAGAAGCCCUUGACAAAUGGGAAAGUUCCGCGAAAGUUCGUCGUCACAGACUGGAUGAAGAGCGUAUGGGUCGCCAGGAGGAGUCGGAAGCGCAGAUCGACGAUCUUUUCAAUGGAAAGGAAAUCGGUUAUGCCGAUAUUAACACGCUCGAAGAGGACUUUCGCCAGACUGAGGCUCGUAUCCAGUUGGAUGAGGAACGAAAAGAAGUUGAAGAUUUCAUCGCCAAAGUCUUCAAUCCUCUGGACGAGAAACUGAAGAAUGAAAUAUCUGCCCUUGGCAAUUCUUACGACUCGGCACUCAACCAACUGGACUGGGACCAGAAGGGAAAGACCGAGCGGUGCAGCCCAUCAGUGACGGUGAAGAUGGUCAAUGACAUCCACAGCAAGCUCGAGCUUCGGUUCCAGAAACGGCUUGAACUUGCUCUGGACUGUGAGCGCCGUCGUAAAAAGGCCGAGCGCCGACCACUUGUCUUCAUGGGCGAUAUGGCCAGCCUUCGAAAGCUGGACGGAGAUUUCGAUCGAAUGGAGAAACGGAACAUCCUGGAGGCUGCGAAAGACCGCGACGACCGAGCCAACCGGCUGAUGGAUUCCUUCGACGAUGCGAUCCUGCACGGUCUAGGCAUGAAUCAGAGCCUCCUGGACGAGCUCGAGAGCAAAGUAGCCCGACUAGACCCCACGAGUCUCCGCGCUUCUGGCCUACCGGAUUCCGAAAUCGAACAGAUCCUAAAGUCCGCGGCAACGUUUGCUGCUUCGCUUCGCACCGAUUCCGAGGCCAUCCUGCGCAGUUCAGGAGUUGCCGACAUGACCCUCAACGAAGCCGAUUACAACGUCUCCGCCGCCGAAGCGCGAUAUGCUAACUCGGAGCCGGGUAUUCUUCAGCGACUCGAAGUUGAAAAGAAGAAAGAGGAUGAGAUUCUCCAGAAUGAUCUGAAUUCCAAGUUACAAAGUAUUCAAAAGGGCCCUCGCGAGAUCGAGGAUACUAUCCAACGCCUCCUCGAGGACCUGAGCAAGACGCCCCCGCGUCUGGCUACAGCCUCGACCGUCGCAAAUGACUCGAGCCCUGUGAGUCAGUCUGCCGAUGUGCCUUCUGUGAUCGUUCGGCCUCCCACAACUAUACCCAGUCCAUCUCCGUCUCCGGCUGCCGCGAGCCCCGGUCAAGAACCGGAGGAGCACAAAGAACGGCUACGCAAGGCGCUAGAAGAGGCGAAGAAGCGCAACGCAGCGCGAGCCAAUCACUAA